This is a messenger RNA of Pteronotus mesoamericanus, 2129 nucleotides long. RefSeq names its product Scm polycomb group protein like 2 (gene SCML2). The coding region runs from base 81 to 2129 and encodes 682 amino acids. The record is from RefSeq and is a predicted model, not a curated record. The transcript is spliced from 14 exons. Gene Ontology annotation, cellular component: nucleus. Gene Ontology annotation, molecular function: histone binding; chromatin binding. Gene Ontology annotation, biological process: negative regulation of DNA-templated transcription. Lineage: Eukaryota; Metazoa; Chordata; Mammalia; Chiroptera; Mormoopidae.
UUCUGAUAAUAUCACCCUUUAGAAAUGUGUUAAAAGGAGGCAUUAAUUGAUUUUUCUCCUUGUAGGAAAGAACACCAGAAAUGGAUACGACGGGGCAAACAAUGAGUGGAGAUUCAGUGACUAUCAAGCAGGAGAUUGAAGAGGAAACUGAAUCAGGCUCAUCUGUGCAAAGUGAUGAUUUCCAUUGGGACAGUUACCUGAAAGAGACUGGAUCUGUAAGUGCUCCUGCAGAGUAUUUCAGACAGUCGAAGAUUCCGCCAACUAAUGACUUCAAAGUUGGUAUGAAAUUGGAAGCCCGUGACCCUCGCAAUGUGUCUUCGACAUGUAUUGCCACCAUCAUUGGAGUUAGUGGUUCCAGGCUAUGUUUACGCCUUGAUGGUAGUGAUGACAAAAACGACUUUUGGAGACUUGUUGAUUCUGCAGACAUACAGCCCAUUGGAACGUGUGAAAAGCAAGGGGACUUACUACAGCCUCCACUGGGGUACCAGAUGAAUACCUUAUCGUGGCCAAUGUUCCUCUUGCGAACACUGGAUGGAUCUGAAAUGGCACCUGCAACAUUCUUCAAGGAGGAACCGCCAAAGCCACCUCUAAAUAAUUUUGAAGUGGGGAUGAAACUGGAAGCUGUAGACAAAAAGAACCCUUAUAUGAUAUGUCCUGCAACUAUUGGAGGUGUUAGAGGAGAUGAAGUUCAUAUCACAUUCGAUGGCUGGAGUGGAGCUUUUGAUUAUUGGUGCAAGUACUAUUGCCGAGAUAUUUUCCCAGUUGGGUGGUGUCACCUGGCAGGACAUGUAUUACAACCACCAGGAACUCAUGUAAUCCAGCAGUCAAUGAAGUCUGCAAGGAAAACUACUGUAACAUUACCAACACCGCAGCCCAGGAGAUCAGGUCGGACUAAACCAGCUGGAUAUUCUCCAGUCCCUAAGAAGGAAAGUUCUGCUAAAAAUGUCACACCAAGGAGCAAAGGCCCCAAAAAGGUUAGUUGUCCUGUUCUGUGUUCCACAUCUUCAACUUCUGUAAAGAUGCUGACCAGAGGCCGUGGUGUUGCAUAUAAGGAUUCCUCUCCUGGGUCAUACAAAAUAAUGAUGUCUACAGUCUGUGUCUAUAUAAACAAACAUGGAGACUGUGGCCCUCACCUGGAUCAGAAUAAAAUCCAGCAGUUGCCUGACCACUUUGGCCCAGGCCCUGUGAAUGUGGUGCUGCAGCAGACUGUGCAGGCCUGUGUGGAUUGUGCCAUUGAAAGUAAAACUGUUUUUGGAUUUCUUAAGAAAGAUAAUCAUGAUGGAGAAGUGAUAACUGCCUUCUUUGAUGGGGAAGCUCACUGUGCCCAGCUCCCUUCAGUGAACAGUGCAUCAUUUGCUCUUCGCUUUCUUGAAAACUUGUGCCACAGCCUGCAGUGUGAUAACCUUUUGAGUAGUCAGCCUUUUAGUGCUUACAGAGGUAAUAUUCAUAGUGCUACAGAAGAUGAUAAAAUUAAAGCAGUGAAAGAAGAGGUAAUUGAAAGACCAAUCACCAAACGGCCUUCUGAGCAACCUGUAUCUGAUGUGGCUCCUUUUGCUCCUAAGCUCCCCAAAACAGAGAUGUACACCUCUGAAGAAGAACUAUUUUCUUCUGAGGAAAAUGACAUGUCCAUAGAGGAGAAGCUUCCUGAAGAGUUCAAAGACUCACCACUAAGUUCAGAAAAUUCUUUGAAUCCUGCAAGCAGAGCUCUGAUAAGCACUGAUUCUACAGUCUCCAAGAAUUUUUCUGACAGUGCUCCAGGAUCCUCAAGUUCAGCACUAGCGGAUACAUCCUUUACCCAGAGUGGUCCCCAUGAAUUCCAAAUGCAGAACAGAGAAGCUCCAAGUUACAUAGCUGUACCUGAUCCCAGUGUCCUGAAACAAGGCUUCUCUAAGGACCCAUCAACCUGGUGUGUGGAUGAAGUGAUACAGUUUAUGAAGCAUAAAGAUCCUAGGAUAUCAGGCCCCCUCGCUGACCUCUUCAGGCAACAUGAAAUUGAUGGGAAGGCUCUGCUACUACUCCACAGUGAUGUUAUAAUGAAGUAUAUGGGGCUGAAGUUGGGGCCAGCUCUAAAGUUAUGUUACUACAUUGAAAAACUUAAAGAAGGGAAAUACAAUUUUAAAAAUGUGUAA